AUGGAUUCAUUAGACACCCAAUACCUAUACCGAGAGACUCGUCUCAAUCUCGAACCGGCCUACGCCUCGUCCAUCGUCAACAUCCGCGUCCCCUCGCUGACGUCGAACGGGAGGGGCGCGACCCGCAAGCUCACAAGCGGCGACAAAAACAUUAGCGAAGACGAAGUUUCUUUUCGGCUGAAAAACCUAGCACCUGCCUCAUCGGUCUACCAUCGGAAAUGGCACGAUGCACCACGUAGCUUCCUUUGGAGGCUGUUGGACGAUGGCCUCGUCCUGAGUUUGCGAGCGGUCGACACCUGCCGACAGGAGAAGACGAUCGAUGCGCCGCUGAUCCUAAACUUCCGAUUCACAGUGCCUAUCCAAUCGUCCUGUAUUGCUUUCGCCGAUCCCCGAGAGCACGAUGCGCUAUCCGUGUUCGUGCUCGACGAAGCCAACUGCCUGUACUCCUUUACUCUCCGCCCCGACUUCUUCAGAAAGCGCUCCGCCAUCGAGGCUGGCCCGGGAGAUGCUUGCAAGGUGUACCAGCCAAAGGUCUUUGGCUUUAAACAUCCGCAUCGUAUGGUUGCGGCGAGCACCGACCAGAUUAUUAUUUCCUUGCAUGACGGCGGGCUGGUGAGAUUAGAUCGGAAUAAGACACAGGACUCGACCAGCAACCCCUGGAAGGAGACGAUCUACAACUCACAAGGAUGGGCGCAGGGCAUUCGCAGCUACCUUCCGUUCCAACAGAAUCAGUCUAUCCGAUACCGCAACAUCCACAUGGACGCGAGCGCAGCGACGUCGAUACAGGUCACAAACCUGGGCCUUGAUGAUGCCGCAUUCCUCUUCACAGUCUGUCUCGACCACCGUAUGCGCAUCUGGAACCUCCGGACCGGCCAGAUCUUGUUCACCGGCGACAUACUAAACUCUGACCGCAACCCCCAAGAAGUCGGCAAGUGGCAGAUUGAGCCGACACAGACAAAUUUGCUGCAGUUGGUUGGCGAUGGUACAGGCAACAGGAUGUGCGCCACGUAUUCGCCCAUUGGGGCAGGAGAGUUCAAGUUCUGGCACAUCAAGGCCCGCGAUAGCGACACCGUCUACGUGGAAGAUGCCUUCCCGGAUACUCACCUUACCCCAUCAUCACCAUCGCUUUCGGAUGUGUGGACCCUGGCGGACUUCGUACUUUCAAACCUUGCCGAUGGCGGUAUCCAGCUGUGGACACUGUGGAAAAACAAUAUGACUUACAGAGUUCAGGAGCUGGAUCUCAAUAGAGACAAUAUAGCCGAGUCAUGGGAGAGCGAGUGGGCGUCAGUCCACAUUGACACAAGUUAUCCAACCGCACCGACGUCCGGAUCCUCUGAUCCUACAGACCCGACAGAGAAGUGGUUAGAUCUUAUCCUCACCCCUGGCCGCUUCACCAAAGCAACACUCGAAACGGCUCUGUCUAUAUACGAAAAGGGACUUUACUCCCAAAAAGAGGGCAGCUCAAAGAGUCAGCAAAAGGGCCUGGCAGAGUCAAUCUGUUCUGUGCUUGCUUCAACAGCAUCCUUGGACCGGAAGUCGGCUGGUGGUAUGGACUACGAGCAAUUUCGUGCCAGCAGCGAGACCCAGUGGAGGAGAUUUUACCGUCUUCUGAUCGAAUUGGACAAGCAACGUGGCGAGGCAGUUGCUCUGGUCCUCGACGCAGAUUCUGACAUGACGUGGGUUGUGUGCGCUGAUGCGAUCUCCGCCAUUAGAGAAUGCAGCUCCCUGGAGCGGCUGUACUACAACCUUUCGCGACCAGAUGAGGCCUCGGAGAGAAUAGCAAACCUUGUAUCGACGGGCGUCGGUUUCCUCGAUGCGAUUUCCGACAGUAUACAACAAGUCUGCACUGCCGCCCUGCGACCUGAAAUUUUUGAGGAGACGCCUCGAACAGACUACGAACGGCUUCAAUACCUCUUCGACACUACCGCUCUGUGGCGCACCGUUAGCGACGAAGACUGCGCACAGGUCAUUGAAAGCCUGGGACAAGCUUAUACCGGUGUUACGAUGGACCUAUACCAGAGCUUUUCCUGUUUGAUCGCGGCUACAGAGGACUCUGGCAGCCGCAAGGCCCGUCAGCCGCUGACUGACUUUGGAAGGAAGCUCAUUGUCAAGGCUGUUCAGGAUACGAUCGAUUUGCAAUGGAACAUCAUCUUCAGCCAGGUCUUGCUCCUGGUGCACAUGGAGUUUGACUGGGAUCAAGAGGAGGACAUGCUCUCUAAACGGAUUGACGUCAGCGCCGUGUUCAGACAAUUCCUCGAGUCACUUCGUCGAUUAGAGCUGCUUCGAUGGCUUUCCAAGACUGAAAUCACCGUUCCUGUUGGCAACAAGCAUGAGCGCAACGACUCCUUCCCAGGCUCGCCCAACACCACUAAGAAAACUGGAGAGGAGACUCAGACGGUCACCGCUUUGGAGGGCAACGUUGGUCAUCUCCUCGGCUUUGUCGACAACAGGAACGAGCCUCUCGCUACGAGCAUCACAGAUAUCGUCACGGACCUCUGUGCCUCUAAUAGCGACAUCGAGGUGUCACCUACUCUGAUCCAGUGCUCACUCAUUAGGAGGGAGCGAGCCGAUCUUGCUCUUGAGCUCACCCCCUACUGCACUCAAACGCCAUUCGCCAUAUAUAUCCAGGGUCGCGUAUUCCUUGCCCUGAAAGACUUUGCCUCGGCCGCCUUCCACUUCCGUAAAGCGGCGAUAGGCAUGAGUGUCAAGGAUGUAGAUGUCGACCGACACAGCAGCGGGCUCCUCGAUGACACCGAGUGGAACCUGCUCAACAAGGGGCCGGCCCGGUACCACUGCCACGCAGUAGCUCUGUUUGAGAAGGCCAAGGCGUACUCCUAUGUGAUUGAGUUCGCCGGAUUGGCUAUACAGUACUCGCACGCGAGCCCCGAGGCUGCGCUGGUCCGAAACGAGAUGCUUAGCCGACAGUUCAACGCGGCGACGAUGCUCUCACGCUUCGACGUCGCCCAUACCAGUCUGCUGGCCAUGAAGGAUAAAGCAAUGCAACUCUCCUCCCUUCGCAAGCUGGUUGACAAAAUGUGCGAAUCUUACCAUAAUAGCGAACUCAUGUCGCUGCCGUUCCCGGGCCUACAAGACUCGAUUGACGAGAUCCUGGCACAAAGAUGCAAGGCGACAAUGGACGUCUUGAGCGGCAUUCCAUACCACCAGAUCCUCUACUCCUGGAGGAUCAAACAUAACGACUACCGCGGCGCCGCUACGGUACUGCUCGACCGCAUCCAGAAAUUGCGGCACGCCGGCGAGGGCGACAAGCUCAUUGGCGAAGAUAUACUCGACACAGCAGUCACGAAGCAGUAUCUGCUGCUCAUUAAUGCCCUCAGCUGCGUCGAUCCAAAGCAAGCCUGGAUCUUUUCCGAGGAGCUACCACCUCCUAACUCGAGGGAGACGACCUUCCUGGGCAAGCGCAAGGUCGUCACAUUGCCGGACCUGCGUAAGCAAUACCAGGACGAACUUGACAGAAUCGCCGCCAUCCAGAACAACCAGUUCGGAUUCGAGGCUGACGAUGCAGUGGACAUUUUGUAA
Molecule: messenger RNA, 3537 nt
Organism: Colletotrichum orchidophilum
Lineage: Eukaryota; Fungi; Ascomycota; Sordariomycetes; Glomerellales; Glomerellaceae
Exons: 3
Coding region: 1-3537 (1178 amino acids)
Cellular component (GO): nuclear pore
Molecular function (GO): structural constituent of nuclear pore
Source: RefSeq, a predicted model, not a curated record